Messenger RNA from Austrofundulus limnaeus, 3888 nucleotides. RefSeq names its product zinc finger protein 384 a (gene znf384a). Gene Ontology annotation, cellular component: nucleus. The transcript has 11 exons. NCBI's taxonomy places the organism in Eukaryota, Metazoa, Chordata, Actinopteri, Cyprinodontiformes, Rivulidae. Gene Ontology annotation, biological process: regulation of gene expression. The coding region runs from base 264 to 2036 and encodes 590 amino acids. The record is from RefSeq and is a predicted model, not a curated record.
GUCUCACACUAUGAUGUAACAUUUGUAGAAGAUGCGUAUUUCUAGUGAUUUUAUUUUGAAAGCUAAACCCGGAAGUUCCGCUAUUGAAAUCUGUCCGACUUGACCCAUGCAAAAAGAACUGGAGGGAAAAAAAAAGAGAAAAAAACGGAGAAAAAAAAGGCAUAUCUGAGACCUUUGAGGGACGGAUUUGGACAAAGUUUCCCAACUGUCCCGUUCCGAGGAAGCUUCGGGGGGGUUGAAAGGGAGUCCAGUUCACCGAAAUAAUGGACGAUUCCCAUUUCAACUCAUCAUACUUUUGGUCUCCCGUCCCCACAGUACAAGGACAGAUCGAGAACGCCAUGUUCCUGAACAAAGCUAAAGAUCAGCUGGGUCCAGACAAGGCCAACGUGCCCCCCUUCCCCCACUCUUCUGCGUCUUCCACCUCGUCCCCCCACUACCCCACGGCCGUGCUCGCCAUCCCGAGCUCAGUGGACCCUGGGACCGGGGUGCGGGUGGUCCCCAAGCAGGAAGGAGGUGGGGGUCCRGUGGGAGGAGGUGGUGGAAAUAGCAACGCCCCUAUGAGUGGGGUCGGUGGCCACCUGCACCAGUCCCACACCUCCCAGAACGUCACCGUCGUGCCUGUUCCUUCUACGGGUAUCAUGACUGCAGCGGGUUUAGUGAUCACCACCCCACAGGGCACGCUGGUCCCCACAGCUUCCACGCAGUCCUUUGUAGCUGGACCYCACACUGCUACCACCAUGAUCGUGUCUGCAGUGCACCCCUCCAAYACAGAUAAGAAGGAUGACAUCACUGUUCCUCCUGCUGUCGUCAUGCCGACACCAUCAAAGCGAGGCAGGAAGAGCAAACAGAUGAUGAGCAGAGUGAGCGGGGUCCUUCCUCCAGGAAGUGAUGCUUUAAUAUUGGCACAUCUUGCUGCAGGUGGACAGCACCACAGUGCAGACCCAUAUGAUCUGUCAAAUGAUGAGGACGACCAUACUGGCAAAGACGGCCCUAAAUCCUACAGAUGUCGGAUGUGUUCGGUGACGUUCUUCAGCAAGUCCGACAUGCAGAUCCACGCCAAGUCGCACACYGAGGCCAAGCCCCACAAGUGCCCCCACUGCUCCAAGUCGUUUGCCAACUCCAGCUACCUGUCCCAGCACAUCCGCAUCCACAGCGGGGCCAAGCCCUACACCUGCACCUACUGCCAGAAGACCUUCAGGCAGCUCAGCCACCUACAGCAGCACACACGAAACCACACCGAGUCCAAGCCCCACAAGUGCCCCCACUGCUCCAAGUCGUUUGCCAACUCCAGCUACCUGUCCCAGCACCUCCGCAUCCACACGGGGGCCAAGCCCUACACCUGCUCCUACUGCCAGAAAACAUUCAGGCAGCUCAGUCACCUCCAGCAGCACACACGAAUUCACACCGGAGACCGACCCUACAAGUGCAAUCACCCAGGUUGUGAAAAGGCUUUCACUCAGCUGUCGAACCUGCAGUCUCACCGCCGGCAGCACAACAAAGACAAGCCGUACAAAUGUCACAACUGUAACCGUGGUUAUACAGACUCUGCCAGCCUGGAGGUGCACCUGUCCACGCACACCGUCAAACACGCCAAGCUGUUCUCCUGCGGCCUGUGUCACAGAUCCUACACGUCGGAGACAUAUUUAAUGAAACACAUGAGGAAGCAUAACCCCGACCCGUUAACGGUGGCUGCAACCGUAGCCGCCCAGCAGGCCCAGGGUCUGACUCCGGGGACAGGCCGGGGCCGUGGCCGCGGUCGAGGCCGAGGCGGCGGCAGAGGGAGCCAGCUGCAAAACCAGAACAACCCCAACACCAACCAGGGUCCCAAUCCCGGACCCCAGGGCAGCUACCAGCCCACCCAGCAGCCCUCGGAGGCCGUGGUUCCCUGUCCGUUCGACCUSCACCAGUACAAAACGGUGUCCGCCAGCGAGAUCCAGUACAAACCGGUCACUGUGGGCGAGCUGCCGGUGACCCAUAAAGACCUCUGCCUAACCGUGUCCACGUCUGCCAUCCAGGUGGAGCACAUGAACUCGUAGGCUGCGUCUUCCCGCUCGCUUUGUGGGGUGAGCUCAUAUCUGCGGUGUAAAAAGCUCCAUCUGAACUGAUCCUUCAUCCUCACGGUCUUCUUUAACAAACAGGACAGAACUGUUUCCACACUCAUCACUGAACUCCACAGCGUUGUGUUUAUAUUCUCUGAACUGCUCUGAUGGACAGUUUGAAAAGGGAUUGAUGCCGUAUUGCAAUACAAUCAGAAGAUAAAAGUCAAAAUCAUCCAAAUCUGAAGCUUAAAAUGUUGGGUUAGAUUACAGAUUAUCUCCAGGUUCCUCCCAGUAGAAAAGCUAAUGUGGUUUAAACAUUCAUGAAAUGAUAAAAUAUGCUUUUAUAAGGCACGGAUUAGUGUAAAUUUAAAUUUUUAAGUAGAAAUAAGGGAGAGAACAGACAAGCAGUCAUUAUCAGCUACAGAAAUGACAGCGUUGUUCUAAAGCACUGAGGAAAAAUAAUGAACUAAAAGGAAGCUUGUUUAGGGAACUAAGGUUAAUUUCUGCAUCUGAUUCAAACGAUUCAUUUUCCACUCAUGCUCCAUCACAAGAGCCAGGAUUUUUUUCUUCCUCAAAGCCCAAAGUACUGAGCAAAAGAAGCCGAGCRGUUCAGGAAUGUACUAAAACCUGAGGAAUCUGCAGCAGAGCGAGAUGGAAACAAAAGAAACGAAAGAGAGAGGAGGAGUCCUAAAGAAAGCACUUGAUGAAGCUCGUACUUCAAAUCUUUGUCAUUGUUUGUUUUUGKUUUGUUUUUUUCAUAUAUAUAAAUCAUACGUUUGUAUUUUUCUACCAACAGAGGAUUGUGUGAACAUAGAGAAAACGUGAGUGCAUGAUAAGAACAGGGAGACAAAUCCCCGGCAAAGUGUCUCGUUCCAUUUCUUUUAUUAUUCCAAGAGCAGCGCUCCUCUUCCUCACGAGUGAAGAGAGCUUGUUGUCGGAGUGGCUGAUGGGAAAUAAUGAUUGUGUGGUAAACACAGCUGACAGGUACUGUUAUCAACCUUUUUUGUUUUUUAAGAACUUUUCAUACAUAUUAUUGCUACUUUUCAUUAUAACUGUAGUGCAAAUGUUAUUCACAGUAUAUCCACUAUGAGGCAUUAUGGUAUUGCAGUAUGCUGUAUAUAAAAUAUAGAAAAGACUUUUUCAUCUGUAAAAGGGAAGUAUGUCUUGUGUACAAAAUAUAUGAAAAAAAAAACACCUGUGUAUAAAUUUCUGGUGAUGUCCCAGGUUGAUCCACGUCGGCUGCAAAAAUAAUUAUAAAUAUCUGCUUUGAAAGGCUCAAAAGUUAUUCAUAAUGUUAAAAUGCUGAUUUAAACAGCAUUUAUUUUAACUUAACCAUACAUGAAAUAGGUUUUAAUUUAACCAAAAGAAUUAAAAAAUAUAUUUCGGGGUGSUUUACUUAGAUUAGUUUCAUUAAAAGUAUAAUUUUGCACAUGUGGAAAAUGAGUCUCAUCCCCCAAAUAUUCUUAUUAUCAGGAAAGUCAUAACUCCCMUUGUGGUGCUGUUUAAAAGUGAACCACUGUGAUCAGAAAGCCCAACUUAAAUGAUGUAAAAUUUAAUUUAAAGGGUGAAUAAAACGUGACCUGGGACACUGUGUGAGCUGUCUAAAACCAAUCAGAAAGUUCAAACAGCCUGUACAACAAGCCGGUCUAAAUGURUAAUCAACCUUGUAUUUUAUUGUGUUUUUAUGGAAGAAAAUAACAUAGCAAUGCUCCUGAUAAUACAGUUAUUAACUGACCUCCUAUGUUACACUCUUUGCAUACUGUAUGCACCGUUAAACCUCUUCAUCUGAACAGACUGUUGCUUCCUUUACGGAGAAUAAAAUUCAAAAGCUGUUUAUGAUGGAAAAACA